Pyricularia pennisetigena is the source of this 4416-nucleotide messenger RNA. RefSeq lists its product as uncharacterized. NCBI's taxonomy places the organism in Eukaryota, Fungi, Ascomycota, Sordariomycetes, Magnaporthales, Pyriculariaceae. The record is from RefSeq and is a predicted model, not a curated record. Bases 1 to 4416 code for a protein of 1471 amino acids. The transcript has a single exon.
AUGUCCGCCACAACAUCAAAAGAUGUCGCCGACGAUGAGUUGUGCGAUAUCAUGUCGCUUCCUUCUAGUAUCGAGGAUGGCGAUGAUGACAUCGACGAUAUAUCAACGACCUCGACUGUCAUCGAUUAUUUCAAGUCAGAAGGCCGGGGCGAAUCUGACAACCCGGAGAAUAUGGACCUCGACAUAGAAGAUCCAGAAAAACUGUGGGAAAUCGAAGCCGUCGCUGCCGAGAGGCGGAACAGUGCGGGCAAGAUGAGAUAUCUUGUCCACUGGGUAGGGUUUCCAAUCUAUAGAAGCACCUGGGAGGUGGCCGAAAACUUUCCCGAAGACGGUUUGGACGAUUGGGAACGUACAAAGGCCGAGAUUGCGGCUGGCUUGAAAGAACCCUUCAAGAAGGAGAUAUUACGAUGGCGAGAUGCGGUAAACAUGCAGAAUGAGAAGCGGUUGAAGAGAAACGCCAAACGAAAAAGACUUGGCAUUCCUUACAAGAGCCUCUACGACUACGAACAACCAUUUCGGACUGAUUGGGAGAUGGAUUUGAAUGAAUCAGACGACGACGAUUCGGUCAUGGACGAGAGAUCUGAGACUGCGGGUCAAGCGGAUGGAAUUAUUGUUUGCGGUUCCAGUAGCGACGAAGCAGAGGAAGAUGACACGGUCGAUGACGCGGGGAGCCGGCAUCUACCAGAGACAAAACAGCGACGGCAAAGGGAAAAUCGCAUCUUCAAGGGAAUCAUUGAAUCAUCGACGCCCACCAGGUCCAAGAAUAAGGUUAGUAGCACAAACGCGAGCACCAGUAAUCAACCGCGAAAGCGGGUUAAUCUCGGUGGAAAGUCGCCAGCAUCUUCAAGCUCUACUCCGGAUCAAAGCAUCACUAGCCCGCGAUCUCCUUCAACAUUGCCAAAAUCAAAAGCCAUCACUGCAAAACCAUCCGCCACAGGAUAUCAAGGGACUGCACGAAGACAUACCGAUCAGCCAAGGGAGCGAGCGUCUGCAACUGGCUAUCAAGGUACUGCACAAAGGGCAACGACAAAUGGUGCUGCAGGCCACAGGCCGGCGAAGUCAAACAGGAUUGCUUUUACGGCAGUUACGAACUCCAAGGGUAUGACUGCUCGCAGGACGGUGUCCAGGCCAACUACAAUGACCAACGUCACUAGGAUCAAUAUAUCCACCUUGAGGAAACCCAGGCGGAAGUCGUUCUUAGCCUCGGAUGCAGAUGCGGCCGCUCAAAGUAAUUCUAGUAAACAGUUUGUCAGUCUCUCAACCCGACGCAGAGUAGAGCUUCGAAGCCGAAACAAGGAAAACGAUGCUCCCACUGCUGCCGAGAUGGAAGGCAGGCUGUUCAAUCCCGCCCUAGGCCCGCCAGCCUCGAACCCCCCUGUCACAAAGCCGCCUCCGUUGGAUCAGACCCUAGGCUCCCGUAAAAAGUCUACCGUGGCCGGCCCGGUCGGGCAAACAUCCAAGGCCAAGCGAAAGUCUGUUCACUUCGUUCCGGAUGAUGACGACCCGAUUCCCGCCACCUUUACGGGAUCGCGAGUCUUCGCAGAACCAGAAGAGAUGGACGUGACCGAGGAUAGUCCAAUGAUGAAUAUAGGGUAUUCAUUAGAAAUGGAAAUUGAUUCGCUAGAACCAUCAGGGCAGGAUAAUGCCGAUCCCGCAUGCCCCGCGACUCCCACUCGGAAUGUCACGUUUGCGGAAUACCAAGCAGAUAAAACAGCACUUAGGAGCGUUCAGAUCAAUGCUGGUUUUGGUUCCAGCUCACCUUUGGAGGUCUUAUUCAAUGGAAUUCCCAUUGAUUCCGAUCAUCGUGUUCACGAUCGACAAUGGCUGACAGAGUUUCUCACUGGAGAAAUGCUGUGGUUUCGCUAUCAAUGCCUUGCUGAACUCCUGCUGAAGCGUCUUGACCAAAUAAGGCCAUCCCGGAAGAAUCACUGCUCCGGAAGCAUCACAGGCAAGGACGACGAAACCGAUAAAAUGCUUACAAAUGUCGCAGAGCGACUCAAGGCGGGCGGAAAUGGGCUUUUGCUUAGCCGUGUCCACUUUGCAGUGCUUGUUUACCCUGCCAAUUGCGAUCAAUGGGCCUCGGACAGUCUGGACGGCGAAGAAAAGGAACCAGAUAUGGCUGUGCUAAGAUACGUCUUGUUUACUCCAGCAGAUGACCUUUCGUUGAUGCUGCAAGGCCUGGACACGCCGCCUACAGCUACCGAGCCAACGAUUUGCAACAACCGUGUUUGUUUCAUGGAUCAUUUGUUUGGUUUAGGCAAGUCUGUGUUUGACAGACUGGUCAGCCCUGCUCCUCCGGGCGUCACUGGAAACGCCCGAUUUUACUUGAUAUUCCCUCCAACCUGUGCAGCAGAAAGUUUUCAAGUUAGCCUGUGGAUCCGUGCCUGCAACCCGGAUGCAGAGGUCUAUACUGCUCAUCUUCCAGGCAGCUGGCGAGCUUUCUUACGCAGCCUGGAGCCGACUUCGUCUGCCUCGGUGAUAGUUCAUGAGGCUGCUGUCAGGACCCUUAGGCGACUACCAAAGCUGCGAUUGUUUCUGGAAAACGGUCGGUAUUGGGUUUGGCGCUGGCCAGACAAAGCAAACCUGUGGAAUUCGCUCGAUGCGCAACCAGAGCGUCUUUUCCCCUUUGGUCAUGUUACGCUGCUGACGCCAAGUUUUGUGCUUUCGGAGCCUAGACUAGCCUUAGAGACCAUAAGGGAGCAUGUGCGCAACAAACAAAAGGCCAUCAUGGUCUCUCACGAUUUCGUGAACUGGGUAUGCGACUUGGCGGCAGAGAAAUCGUGCCUAAGGCAAGAUAUCUUGCGAGAUGCUCGGCUCUCAGACAAGGAGCGCGAGAAUACGGCUACCCUGAGGGGCGUCUCCAUGGACGACUGUCAAGCUAUGUCCCAACUGGCACACGAAAUUCUCGAAACUUCAGGGCCGAUGAUUGAUCGGUUCCCGGAAGAAUCCUAUAUGAGCAAUGUUCUAUUCGCAGAGCAAUGCAUUGAUGCCAACGACGAACAGAGCCUGGUCAACUGGUUUGGAUGGUGGUCCAUUGUGAACGCUGAAAAGUUCCGGAAGUUCAACGUGCUUGGGACGAGGAAUGGCAGCAAGAUCUUUUGCCGGAAGCGAGCGCUUCUCAAGAUUCCUAGCUUUACCAGUAACACCCCCAAUGAUCCCGACAGUUUGCUGCGAAAGAUCCGAGAGGAAGAGAGCAAGAAGGAGGCCGAGCUGUCGGGAGCGAGGUUCAAAGCCGCCGGCCAACCUGCGGCAACUGCCGGUUCUGCACCGCCGUCAGUACAACAGAACCCGACGCCCGAUUUGACUGUAUUUCGAAGCGAAAGGAUACUCCAGGAAGUUCCUAAGGCAUUUCUCGAAGAGCUCAACCGCAUUCAAAGCCACCGGGAUCGAAAGACCAAACCAGGAAUAUGGCGGCUGUUUGCAUUUCCGAUUUACUGGAAAGAUAGCGAUGAGCUAUUCCAACAUGGCCGGAUGGGCAGCAAAACAGACAACUUGAUACGACAAUGGUUUGACUAUACAUGGGCAUUUAAUAGAACGUACAGGGUCUACGUUGGCUUCUGCUACACGGUAGAGGACUCUUUCAACCCAACAACGUCGGCAAGGGGUCAGCGAGCGCCGCGCCGGCCUUGGCUUGUGGUAUACCGGAUCAAUGAGGCGGGUGUUACGGAGCAGUCAUCAAGGACGCCGACAGAAAUCAUCAUUCUGGACCCUGUCCCUACCAUUGAUACGCCCGAAAAGUAUAUCCUAGAGGAUUGCUUGCCAAGCGCGCAGCAGGCCCUCAUAAACCACAUACGCAAGCACGAGGGCGACAAGAAACAUUGCGAAAAGGUACAGGGUAAUAAAACUGUCUUCACUCACAAAAUGCCGCCACAGAAAUUGGCCAAUAUCUGGGUAACAGGAAUGCCGCAAACUGUUGCAGGUCUGUCGCCAGUAGAUCAAUGCCUGAGGCUGGUUGAGAAGCUAAUUGAUAACCUUGAUAUACUGCCAUUAUCUUCUGACCAGUUGGUGCGGAUGGGGUUCAAGUUGGUCUCUAAGGGCCAACCGCCCUCUACUCAUUCCGCCUCUUCCGGCAAUGAUGUUAGUCUCGAUGGGAAUCCUGAUGGUCCCAUUGAGCUGGAAAACAAAAUCGUUUUCCACCCACCGGUACCUGACGCGUCCUUCAAAGGGACCAGCAAGUGCAGAAACCGGCUGUUCGAGGCAGCGCGGCUGGCACGGGUCAGGGACGAAAACGCCACGCACAUGACUUAUGAGUACCGCCCAACGUUGGAGUGGUACGGAGAGCAGCGGCUUGAGGGCAGGGGCUGGGAGCACGUCUGGGUGGGCACAUACGAGAAGUUGUAUUCGUCACGGCAAAAGAUGAAAGGCUCCAACAGAGCAGGCGCUGCCAGUGGUAGUGCCUUGGAAAUGAAAGACUAG